AUGGCUUCUGAGGGGUCGUCUACAUGCCAUGCGGUACUGAGACCGGCAACUCGUCUGGUUGAGGUAGCUCGACAAACAGUGCCAUCCGUCUCGGAGCAGCAUGUUGCUAGUCAUCUGCAGUCCACCAGCCAGCAACUUUCCACACAGUUGGCCGAGCUACGGGUUGCUCUUAACAAUGCGCAACAGCUUAAUUUCGAGAUGCAGCUGACACAUUCGGAAGAUCUAAUUCGGGAACUGGACAACGAACUGAUCGAGAUUGGACGUGCCGCGCAACGUGGCCAGCUUACAGCGGUUCCCGGGGAAUCCUUCGAAACAGCAACCUCGAAAUUGACUGGAGCUUCUAGACAGGUACUUUUUUUGUUUAUUUGCACUGGAAAAGCCGUUCUGAAAAAUGACUGA
Gongylonema pulchrum is the source of this 399-nucleotide messenger RNA. NCBI's taxonomy places the organism in Eukaryota, Metazoa, Nematoda, Chromadorea, Rhabditida, Gongylonematidae. The record is from the annotation of a GenBank genome assembly.